AUGACCAGUGGUAUGGUGCUACUAGCAGUGCCAUGGUGCUACUGGCAGUGCCAUGGUGCUACUGGCAGUGCCAUGGUGCUACUGGCAGUGCCAUGGUGCUACUGGCAGUGCCAUGGUGCUACUGGCAGUGCCAUGGUGCUACUGGCAGUGCCAUGGUGCUACUGGCAGUGCCAUGGUGCUACUGGCAGUGCCAUGGUGCUACUGGCAGUGCCAAGGUGCUACUGGCAGUGCCAUGGUGCUACUGGCAGUGCCAUGGUGCUACUGGCAGUGCCAUGGUGCUACUGGCAGUGCCAUGGUGCUACUGGCAGUGCCAUGGUGCUACUGGCAGUGCCAUGGUGCUACUGGCAGUGCCAUGGUGCUACUGGCAGUGCCAUGGUGCUACUGGCAGUGCCAUGGUGCUACUGGCAGUGCCAUGGUGCUACUGGCAGUGCCAUGGUGCUACUGGCAGUGCCAUGGUGCUACUGGCAGUGCCAUGGUGCUACUGGCAGUGCCAUGGUGCUACUGGGAGUGCCAUGGUGCUACUGGCAGUGCCAUGGUGCUACUAGCAGUGCCAUGGUGCUACUGGCAGUGCCAUGGUACUACUGGCAGUGCCAUGGUGCUAUUGGCAGUGCCAUGGUGCUACUGGCAGUGCCAUGGUGCUACUGGCAGUGCCAUGGUGCUACUGGCAGUGCCAUGGUGCUACUGGCAGUGCCAAGGUGCUACUGGCAGUGCCAUGGUGCUACUGGCAGUGCCAUGGUGCUACUGGCAGUGCCAUGGUGCUACUGGCAGUGCCAUGGUGCUACUGGCAGUGCCAUGGUGCUACUGGCAGUGGCAUGGUGCUACUGGCAGUGCCAUGGUGCUACUGGCAGUGCCAUGGUGCUACUGGCAGUGCCAUGGUGCUACUGGCAGUGCCAUGGUGCUACUGGCAGUGCCAUGGUGCUACUGGCAGUGCCAUGGUGCUACUGGCAGUGCCAUGGUGCUACUGGCAGUGCCAUGGUGCUACUGGCAGUGCCAUGGUGCUACUGGCAGUGCCAUGGUGCUACUGGCAGUGCCAUGGUGCUACUGGCAGUGCCAUGGUGCUACUGGCAGUGCCAUGGUGCUACUGGCAGUGCCAUGGUGCUACUGGCAGUGCCAUGGUACUUGGGGCGCAACAGCUUGUCUGGCUCCAUCCCUGCGUUUCUCAGCAACAUCCGCGGCCUGAAGCAUCUGUGCGUCUUCUGCUCUUGCCGUCUCUCUUGCACCAUUUGCAAUCUCCACUGCAAUCUCCACUGCCCCAGCCCCCCCGUUUCACCGUCUGCAGAACCCCAAGUGUUCCUUGUGUCAUGUGUGUAUGCCCCCCCUUCCCACCCACCCCAACUCCGUCCCCGCACCAUUCUGCCACGGCCGUGUGUCAGCAUGCUGGAUUACAACGAGUUCACAGGGGAGAUACCCUACUUUCUCAGCGAUCUCACAAACCUAGAGGCGCUGGACGUGAGUCGCAACAGCCUCACGGGAAACAUCCCUGAAACCCUUGGCAACCUGCGUGAUCUGCGCUAUUUGGACAUGAGCCAAAACCAGCUGGGAGUGGAGGUGCCUGACUGGAUUGUGCAGAGUGGUGGAGUCACAGAGACUGCUACUUCGUUUGGUGUGCAAGGGAGAGUGAGGAUAGGAGGAAUGCAACUGUAUGGGCUUGAGAAGCUGGCAUGCAUUGUGGACGGCAACCAGCUGGUGGGGCAGCUGCCGUCACUGAAGCGCAUGGCAGCGCUCAAGGAAGUGGCUGCACGAGGCAACUUCAUCACGUCUGUAGCAGAGACACCUCCCGCAUGCCCCCCAUAUCGGCUGCUGCUGGAAACAAACUGCUUUGCAUUCAACCUCACCCUCUGUGGCACCCAGCAAGUCCAGAGGGAAGCUGGGUGGUGCAAGUGGUUCU
This is a messenger RNA of Closterium sp. NIES-65, 1888 nucleotides long. Lineage: Eukaryota; Viridiplantae; Streptophyta; Zygnematophyceae; Desmidiales; Closteriaceae. The record is from the annotation of a GenBank genome assembly.